CAGCACCAACCAGCUACAACCCACCAGUUCCAGGCAGCCACGAACGAUCAGUACCAACCAGGUACGACCACCCAGCACCAACCAGGUACAACCCACCAGUUCCAGGCAGCCACUAACGAUCCGUACCAACCAGGUACAGCCCACCAGUUCCAGGCAACCACUAACGAUCCGUACCAACCAGGUACGACCACCCAGCACCAACCAGGUAUGACCGCCCAACCACCCAUGAGUGAUCUGGAUGAGGAUCUGGAAGAUAUGCUUCGGGGGUGUGUUACGAAACAAAAAGGAGACCUGGAAAAGGAGGAUGGGGACUGGCAGAAGAAAUUCUUGAAAAAUACGAAUAACCGCCUAUCCAUUUUGAAAGGGCAAAGAGUGUGCAUGUCGAAAAGAAUUGCUCAUUUCAGAACUUUCGUG
Phaedon cochleariae (mustard beetle) is the source of this 414-nucleotide messenger RNA. Lineage: Eukaryota; Metazoa; Arthropoda; Insecta; Coleoptera; Chrysomelidae. The record is from the annotation of a GenBank genome assembly.